This is a messenger RNA of Lytechinus variegatus (green sea urchin), 861 nucleotides long. RefSeq names its product PDZ and LIM domain protein 4-like. Lineage: Eukaryota; Metazoa; Echinodermata; Echinoidea; Temnopleuroida; Toxopneustidae. The coding region runs from base 229 to 702 and encodes 157 amino acids. The record is from RefSeq and is a predicted model, not a curated record. The transcript is spliced from 5 exons.
ACCAUCGGCGAACAACAGCGGACCGGUACGUCUUGUAGUUAGUCGACAGAUAGUAUAUACCCUACUGUACACUUUGCUCUUGAACUUUAGCAAGCCGUAUAGAGCGCACAGAACCACAAGGCAAAUUAUAUGUUCUUUUGAGGUUUGAUUUUGAUAUUAGAAAGGGGACAAUAAAAAUAACUCUUUUUGCUGUAUGAAUUCUUGAGAGAAGUUAGCUAGAGUUUAGUCAUGUCAGCUUUAGGACCUGGACGAGGUUCGGCACUGGGUCCUGGACCGAGAUCUGCUCUCAGCCCGCUGAACCCACAAGAAGAGGAAGAUAAGAUCGAUCGACCGGUUAUUACCGAUCAAGACGUAACGGAAGCCGGUGAAGGACUUCAAGCCAACCCAUUCACUAUCUCAGAAUCAUUCAACAGACUCGAGGAUGGAGAUGCUCCCCAUAUCUUCAGCGGUGGAGCCAAGGGUAGUGAAACCGUUUUCCAGAAGGAUGCGAGGGAAGCCCAGCCCGUCAGAACCCUGAAGAACGUUCCGCACGGCCAUUGCGUCGGAUGCGGCGAAAAAAUCACAGGGAAGUACACAAGGAUUCGUGACCAUGGAUUUCACCACGAUUGCUUCAAUUGCGCCGUCUGCGGCAAGAAUAUGAGAGGAAUUGGUUAUUUCGAGGUCAAGGGUAACUUUUACUGCAAGGUACACAGACCGAUGUAAAAAAAAGUUGUCAACCAAUUUUUAUACCAAAUGAUUGCAAGUUUUACAAUAUAGAAAAAAUGCUCCCUUUGUUAUUCGCUUAAUCCACAGUUAAAGGGAUGGUCUGGGCUGAAAUUAUCUAUAUCUAAAUAAAUAAAGUAAAAUUCACAGAGCAACAUG